AUGCUGGGGGCAUUGACGAUCGCCGCAGCAGUGCAAAGGUGGCGUGAAAAUAUCUUCAAGGCGCAAGAACAACGAAAACCCCCAGUCGCGCCCGCAACAGCCCCAGCACAAGCUGUUAAAAAGGCUGCGGCUCCACCAGCAAAACACAAUGAAACUCAAAAAACCGUCGACUGGAUCAGAAAAGAGGAGAGCUAUGAGGAGGAGCAGGAGCCGAUCUCUGUGAGUUCCCGAUUAAUACGCUUGCAAAACGCUUGUUCAAAAUAG
This is a messenger RNA of Gongylonema pulchrum, 264 nucleotides long. The record is from the annotation of a GenBank genome assembly. NCBI's taxonomy places the organism in Eukaryota, Metazoa, Nematoda, Chromadorea, Rhabditida, Gongylonematidae.